Molecule: messenger RNA, 1026 nt
Organism: Necator americanus (New World hookworm)
Lineage: Eukaryota; Metazoa; Nematoda; Chromadorea; Rhabditida; Ancylostomatidae
Exons: 9
Coding region: 1-1026 (341 amino acids)
Biological process (GO): regulation of TOR signaling
Cellular component (GO): KICSTOR complex
Source: RefSeq, a predicted model, not a curated record
AUGAGCGCAACUUCGAUUUGUCCACGUUCACAACUUGUUGGUACAAUAUCGGCACCGUCAUCGUCGAUUUUGCUUCUUCCAGCAACUCAAUAUUAUCCUACUCAAGUUGUGACCGGUGGAAUUAAUGGAGAGGUCUACUUUAUGAUGUGUGACGGUAGCACCGAUUUGGUAAGGAUGAAUCCUCGCACCAGCUCUCCGGUUACUGCAUUGACAAGCGGAAACCUGAGGGGAAGAGCAAGGCCCGAAUUGAUAGCCAUUUCUGCUGAUGGUUUCCUUCAAUGUGUGCACCCACCGUACACACAUGGUGCUAGUGUGUAUACUCAAACUGUGCAGUCUAAUAUAGCAGCUGCUCAUGUCAUGGAUAUUGAUGGGGAUGGGCAGGAGGAACUGGUAGUGAUAAUGACGGAUCGAGUAGUGCGAUCUUUUCGGUGGAGUGCCGAAGACUCUCGAUUAAAUCCUAUAAACAAAUGGGAAGUUCCUAGUCAGAUUUCGGCAUUCUCAAUAGGCGAGUCCGUAACCUCAUUAUGUGGGGCUGAAGCUUGGUUAUCUCAACUUGCAGCCAGGUUUUAUGUGUGUGUACCUUUCUCUGGUCAACAGCCGACUGUAACUUAUCCACAAAACAAAGAACUAGGAUCAGAUGUGAUGCUAAUUCCUUUCCGUUCCCACUAUAUUUUUAUAAUGGGAACGAUAAUAUCUAACAUAGUUAUUGUUGCUAACCAAAAAGAGAUUAUCCUGACAAAUCCUGGGUGGGGAGUUGCAGCUGCCGAGACUGUUCGUCAUAAAUCUUUUAGCUGUAUUGUAACACUCGAUAUUACUGGGAUGGUACUUGUGUACGGUUAUAAUCAACAAAGUGUAAAUAAGGCAGAAUUACCCCCUCUUCUAUGUUUCAACACAUUUUCUUAUGCAACUUAUUUAACAGCUGCUAUAUCUAAUGAUGUGCUACUAAUAGCUGUAAUGGGCGUUGUUGGCAAUGUAGUUGUGUACGAGAUCCCAGUGACGACGAUUGCAUCAGAGCUUAAAGAGUAA